AUCCCGAGGAGACUUGGUUUGGGAAAGGAGCUGCACACUGACUUCAGCUGUACUCAGAAGAACAGACAGGUUCUUCUUCAAAGGGGGAGGGGGAAAGGAAAAGCCAUUAUUUAUUCCUGAAAAGAAAGGAGGUGGGAAAUUAAAAAGCUACUAUACAGCUAGACACACGUAUUUUAAAGAGAAGGAUGCUUUGGAAGACUUUGCUGCUGCUGCUGUUCUAUUACAGUGCUCAUGCCACUGUGACCCACAGAUGGAGCAGAGCUAUGCUUUUCCCAGCUGCUCAGCGAGUCAAGAGGUCCUCAGCUGCCUUCCUUAACCCAGUGUUACAAAACUCACUGGAAGAUGUGGUCCUGCUUUACGAGUUUCUUUUAGCUGAGCUUGACAUUGACAGAGGUCAGAGGAUCUCCAUCAAAGAUGAGGAGCUCGCUUCACUGAGGAAGGCUGCUGAGUUUGACACCAUCUGCAAUGAAAUUAUCCCCAAGAGCAUCACAGAGAUCCGCAGGCUGAGUAGCAUGCUGUCUUCCUACCCAAGGGUCCUCAAGAAAGAAGACUUUGAAAGGACAGUGCUGACCAUGGUCUAUACAGCCUACAGAGCUGCUCAGUCCCAAGGACACCAGAAAGACGUUUGGGCUCAAUCCUUCGUCAGUCUUUACAAAGCCCUGAAGCACGACUUGAUGUUCCCAUACAACAAACAGCCAUCCUAGUGGGAGACUAGAUGCAACAGCAACUCAGCCACCUCUUUUGGUUGAUAAUGGACACAUGUAGCACGUCCACCACUUUAUUCCGUAAAGAAUUUAAUAGCCUGCUCUGUGAAAGAUUAUUUGUUUUCUAGCUCCCUCUUGUGGAAUCCACCUUAUAGUUCCAUUUUAAAUGGUGCAAAAUGUCCAGUCCUGAGAAUUCAAUUUUUGUGCUGGCUUGGAGGCAUAUUCUAGGACAAGCAAAGACGUGAGUCUGGGGUACACCCAGAUAAACCCUUGUUUCAUCCUUUAGAUUUCCUAAAAACAAUAUCUAAGUACACUGUGCUAAUGCUCACAUCCCUAUGUGUAAGUGCUGGAGAGUGUUGCUUUCCUAGCUAGGGAAACAAGUUCAUGUUUUGACUGGCCAGUAAAAGAAAACUUUAAAUAGAUGCAAAGGCCCUCUGUAAAAAGAAGAGGUUUCAUAACUGUCAGGCUUCAGAAAUUAUGCCAUAUAUUAUUCAUUCCAAAUGUUCUUGUAAAUAAGCACUCUCUGAUUCACUUCAUUUGGCUGAGCCAGUUUUUAAUUGCAAUAACAUUUGCGGAAGACAAAGGACAUUGUGAACACCAGCAGCAAACAAAGCCUCUGAACGUAUUCCCUGCUUCCUAGAGCUGCCCUCCCAAACAGUCUGCAAUUAUUCUUUCAUUAUUUGCACAUAGUUUUGCUUCUGCUGCUUGGUUUUUUUUGAAAGGAAUUUGUUCGUGGUGGAAUCAAAGGCAAGACAAAGGUCCUAUUUAAUUUAAUAAACGACACGUUUUCCUGGUUCUGUCACUUGAACGUAGGUCAUCUAAACCCAUGCUUCAGAAUCCUACUGAGGCAAGGGAGGAAGGUGCAUUGAAACAUACCUGGUGCUGAAUUUAGCACUGUGGCUCGGUUUUGUUUUUUUUUUUUAAUAGUAAAUUGUAUAUUCGAGUAUGUGUGUGUGCGUGUAUUUCUGUGUAUGUUCAUGCAUCUGUGCACACAUAGGUGCUGAGUAUGUAGAAGAAUCCUAAAUUGUUCAGUCAGGGAAAAAUUGCAUCUGACCACUUAGCAGAAAUGCUAUUUAUCAAUUCAGUGGUGUGAAUUAUGUGUUUGGGAGCAGCAAAAGCAAAAAUUGUAGAAAUAGUGUAACUGAUUUUAAUAAACUCCCAAACAAAUCAUGGACAGAAAAUAGACAAAAAAAUAACAUAUAUGUUGUCAGACAGAUGGCUAACUAUUAAAAAUCCAAACUCUUCUAAAUGAAAUCCCCUAAUUUUUGUGCAGAAGUGAUACAAACUCUGUUUUUCUAUUGAAAUUAAUGAUGCUUCUACUCCCAGACCAUGGGAAAACUGCUAAACAUUUAUUUUAUUCUUUCAUACCAUCCUUCUCUAUCUCUCUACUGGCAAAAUGUUUUAAGAAUACAGGCCCAAAUCACAAAUCCCUGAGGCUGUAGAAGAGACCUGAAGAUUCCAGCCCGAGUUCUGAAUCAUGUUUAAGUGCUUUUGCAUCACUUGAGCAAACAGAAUUAAUUCUACCGUGUCCCUUGACAGGCGUACUUCAAGGACUGGAGCCGAAAAAUAUCUAUCCAGCACCACCUUGUUGCAGCAAACAGCAAAUAGCACAAGCAGUCAGAGUACACUGGGUUUGGCAAUCAUGUGGGAAUGUGGAACCACAGCAGCCUUAGGGGCAGUCUGUCCAUGGCAUUAGCAGCUGGACAAAGGGCUUUUAAACGACAGAGUCAGUCUUGUUCCUCCCAGGAGUUUCUGUAUUUGUGUGUAUGGUCGUGCACAUCCGCAUUUAGACUCACAUAUGUGUAGGUGCACUUUUAUACCUGAAGAGUUUUGUUGGCCAUCUUCAAAGUCUGUCUGGUAUAUGGCAAGAGAAACCAAAAACCUCAAUUAUAAAGCUAUGGGCCACAAAUGUCUCCAUCUUCUCUACUUGCACACACAGCCUGGCUUUCACAAAGCAGACUUGCACUACAGUCCUCAUGCCCUUUAAGCCCUGAGCUUUAACACUGAUGAUCUGUUUGUGUUCUCUUCCCCCACCAUGCUUUAUAAACACAUAGAGGGGAAAUGGCUACUGCUUUUCCAGCUCUGCUUCUUAGCUCCCUGAAGCACCACUUGCCAGAAGAGCCUGGAACCAGGGCAAUUUAUAAAUCCCUUACAGCCAAUUACUCCAAGUCUGCAAAAAUAAUAAGAAAGAGAACUAAAGCAAAUAU
Molecule: messenger RNA, 2911 nt
Organism: Corapipo altera (White-ruffed manakin)
Lineage: Eukaryota; Metazoa; Chordata; Aves; Passeriformes; Pipridae
Gene: FAM180A
Product: family with sequence similarity 180 member A
Exons: 3
Coding region: 186-704 (172 amino acids)
Source: RefSeq, a predicted model, not a curated record